This is a messenger RNA of Physeter macrocephalus (sperm whale), 1055 nucleotides long. It is a transcript of the gene MYL6B, whose product is annotated as myosin light chain 6B. The transcript is spliced from 9 exons. Bases 290 to 940 code for a protein of 216 amino acids. Gene Ontology annotation, cellular component: myosin II complex. Lineage: Eukaryota; Metazoa; Chordata; Mammalia; Artiodactyla; Physeteridae. The record is from RefSeq and is a predicted model, not a curated record. Gene Ontology annotation, molecular function: structural constituent of muscle; calcium ion binding.
GACUACGACUCCCGGCAUGCUCAGAGACCACGGGAAUUAACCCUUCAGGGCCCGCGGCUGCCCUGCGCCCCGCCUCCGCCCCUUACCUGGACCCCGCAGGAACAAAAGUAACCAGCAACCUAUCCCCUCUUCCGUACGCCCCCCAUCGACUUCCACCCUUCCCCAGCGCCCCCAGCAAGCCAACUGGCUCCCUGCCCCUGCCCCCGCCCCUUGACAUCCCAGACUCCCUGGCUAUUUAAACAGAGAUGGGUGCCCCCAUCAGCACACUGUCCUUUGGCCACCGGACAUCAUGCCUCCCAAGAAGGAUGUUCCCGUGAAGAAACCAGCAGGACCCUCUAUCCCCAAGCCUGCUGCCAAGCCAGCAGCAGGGGCCCCUCCAGCCAAGACCAAGGCUGAGCCAGUGCCAGCACCAGUGCCAGCUGUCUUUCCAAUCCUUGAGAAAAUUGAGAAAACCCCGGAGCCCCCCAUCGAUCUCUCCAAAGUGGUGAUCGAGUUUAACAAGGACCAGCUGGAGGAGUUCAAGGAAGCCUUCGAGCUGUUUGACCGAGUAGGGGAUGGCAAGAUCCAGUACAGCCAGUGUGGGGAUGUGAUGAGGGCCCUGGGCCAGAACCCCACCAACGCCGAGGUGCUCAGGGUCCUGGGGCACCCCAAGAGUGAUGAGCUGAAGUCCCGGCGUGUGGACUUUGAGACUUUCCUGCCCAUGCUCCAGGCAGUGGCCAAGAACCGGGACCGAGGCACAUACCAGGACUACCUGGAGGGGCUUCGGGUGUUUGACAAAGAGGCGAAUGGCAAAAUCAUGGGAGCAGAGCUCAGACAUGCCCUCACCACCCGGGGAGAGAAGAUGAGUGAAGAGGAGGUGGAGGCAGUUCUGGCAGGACAUGAGGACAGCAACGGCUGCAUCAACUAUGAAGCCUUCCUGAAGCACAUCCUAAGCGCCUGAGCUCCACAGGUGCAGUGAGGUCGGACACUGCCCCCCCGCGCCCCCCGCAGGCGAAAGCAAGUUCCUGCCACUAGGAGGCUAUUGUUUCAAAAUAAAGAGACGGUUCCUCCCUUGG